GCUCCUCCUGGUGGAUGUGGAAUUGUACGGAAUUCCCGGCCCGACAGGCAGCAACUAUUGCGCAUGCGCGGACGAAAACUCCAUGAUUUUUUUUUGGCACAGGAUCCUAAGGAAAAAUAGGAACUUGGAAACGGAGAUAAACUAAAAGCGAGCUCAUAAAGACUUAAUAACCCCAUCGCUCGCAUACACACGCGGAAAAGACGCUUAGGAGAGCGCCGAAGCUUUGAAUGAAGCGAUCGCGCGCUCCGCGGCCGAGCAGGAUUCACGCGAAACUGGACGACAAUGCAAGGGGCGCAAUAAAACCAAGCGGUUAUUGCUCUUUGUUUUUAAGCAGGACGGCUCGAAUGGUGCGCGGGAUGAAUACCCGAGGAAGUGGCUAAAAUCACACAGCGUUAAUAACAGCUCCAGGAACGGCGACAUUUGCGACUCAAGCGCGUCGAGACGCUUGUUCAGUCUUCAGUCUGCGUUGUGCAGCGCAGCGAAGAAGCAGGAAACUUCGUAAACACAGAGAUUGUCAACUUCUGGGGAGUUUCGUAGAAGCAUCGCAGUCCAUUUGAGAAGAGCAGAGAGGAUUGUUUGUCAAGACAGAUUUGUUGUAUUGUUGUGUGGUGUAAAUGUCCUCCAAAGAGUGUAUUUCACGACUGGUGUUGACCAAGGCUGUAUAAAAAUGAAAAGGAGCUGGAUGUGUGUGAGCAGAAAAUGACGGGGGGCAGUGAGAGUGCAGCAGGAGAAAAAGAUGGAGGUACGACGCUCAUCGCUCAGAUCCCGGUUGGCUGGCAGAGGAAGGUGGAAGAUGGGGCUGUGUCUUACAUCAGCCCUAGUGGUACAGUCCUUCGAUCUGUGGAUGAGGCGAGGGUGUAUCUGCGGACAGAUGGCACAUGUAAAUGUGGUCUCGAGUGCCCGCUAGUCCCAAAUAAGGUCUUUAAUUUUGACCCUGCUGCGGUGGUCCGAGCUCCUGGUCAUCAAUCAGGGAAAAUAGAGGAAGAUAUGACUAAACUCUGUAACCAUCGCAGGAAAGUUGAUGCCAUGGCGGCAUUAUGCCAAAGCAUGCAGCCCUCCCAUCUUCCGUCGCUGGCUCAAGCCACAGGAGGGGUUAUAUACUCCGUGGACGGCAGAGAGCCGAGAGGAUCAAUGGUGGCUCAUGGAGACGGAGUCCACUGCACUUACCCUCAGCCCAGACACAACCAACCCAUUGGUUUUCCUCUGUCAUCUCCUCGCCCUGUGGUGCAAAACGGCUCUGUUAGCCUCCCCCCAGUUUCACGGCCUCCAGAACAGUGUUCACCUUUAAAGAAACCCCAAACGCCAUUGGGCUGCAUGCCUGGUUACGCGAAACAGCAGAGGAGCCCUCAUCCACCACUUUCCCAAAACAUCCCCCAAAGGACUUCCCCUAACAGUGUACACAAGCAUAAACUUCCUCCAGACCCCUCCAACGCCUUUUCUUUAUCCCCCUCUUCAUCCUUAACUCUAAGUGGUCGAGGAGCUCCGCCAAACUCCCAGGGAGCGAGUGUCAAGUCGCCUUCUCCUCUCUCACCCUCACGUACCUUGGACAAUUUCUCGCCCCGCCAGCGCUCUCGCCACUCUUCGACGUCCUCGCUCUCAGAGCAUGGGGUCCAAGGGUCCGUCUUCAUUCAGGGAGGCAAACCAUUGCAACCCACCAUGCCGUGCUCCUCUCCCAAGCUUCCUCUUACGCCUUCCAGUCCAUGUAGUCGCUUGGAGGGCAUUCUGCAGCACUACAAAGACUGUAGCACGAGCUCCGGUGCUAACCAAAGCAACCAUCAGAUGACGUUGGUGCAUCCCAACCCAGGCGACAAGAGGAACGGACUGAGUUCUGCUCAAGCCCCAGGACUGCUUGGCCUUCCACUAGGACAGAUUCUCAACCAACAGAAGAGCCAGCAAAAGGGCCACAUCACUAACUCUUUCCCAGCCAGCAGCCUCCUUUCUGCGGCCGCUAAAGCCCAGGUGGCCAACCAGAAAACCCAGCUCAAUGCAGCCGAUGCAUUGACCGCACUCCCUCUUACGGGCUUGGACAAGGAGCAGCAGUCAAAGGUAUUGAUUAGCACUUUAAACAGUAGCGUCCACCCCACUUCCGCCAGAGCACAGUCCCUGACCGCCCUUUUGCUUCCACACUCCCCUUCCAUUUCCCCGGCUUCCCCAGCUGUCACAGAGAAAAACUUAAGGCGUAAACGGCAGAGGCGUUCGCCCACCGUUAUUAACAUGCUCAAAGAUACACAGUUAGGUUGGACCGCAGAAGAUCUCUCCGUGCCGCCUCUGCUCAUCUCCCCAUGCCUUUCGCCAACUUCUCCUUCUGUACCUCAUUUAGACAACCACCGGCUGUCCGUCGCUCCUCCGAAUGCCUCCAGGUUGCAGGAUUCGGAGGAAGGCAGGAAGCCAGGACUUGCUAAUUCCCUCCCAUCUCCAUCUCAGCCCCUUUCCGCCCUGCUUCAGCUUCUUAGCAUGCAAAGCGCAACCCAGCAAUCGGGCGUUGCCACUGCCAUGCCUUGCAACAGGCACACAAACACAUUGCCCUCUUCACCGAGACCAAUCACUCCACAGACGCCCCAAUGCGACAUGCAGUCCACAUUGCGUUUACCCAACCACACCCCGCAACCUCAACCCCAAAGCACUGUGCCCAUGCCAGAACCUCCUGUCCAGCGACCCCCAUCCCAACCCUUUCCUUUGAUGGGUGAUGAGACAACCAUGAACCUCAAAACAACCUCCAGCAACGCCAUCCUGAACUUGAGCCAAACGCCGUCGGACCUCAACAGUUCAAUUCUGAGCAUGAUGAACCAGAUAUCCUCAACAUGCUUGCCCUCAUUCCCAGAGAAAGGUUGUGGAUCCAAAACAACAGACACUUGUCUUGACCAUGGUACCUUCCAAAUUAACCAGUCAAACCACAACCAAGCUGUGGAAAGUAAAGGUCCUGUAGAGUCGAUGGAUCAGCCGGACAUGGAUGCAAGAUUGCUAGGAGGCUGUGAGCCGGACCACAGCCUCUCUCUUCCCAAUGCCCCCUCUUCCGACCUUUCUAACCCUACAACCGACCCCGCUGUUUCCCUUGCAGAGGCUUUUCCCUUCAUGUCUCAAGAACAGCUCCUCCAGCUUCUCUCCUCCAACGCCGGUCUGCCUUCUCUGUUACCUCCCUUUCUCGGCUCCCUGCCUUUAGGGGUUUGGAUGAGCAGCCAACCUUCGGUGCCCGGCGGUGCUCAAGCCCAGCCAACCAGUGCCAUCCUGAACCAAGGCUCUCCUCUUAACGUCCUAAACCAAGGCGAGCUUCCCAUCAACCUCGUGAGCCUGUUAAAUCCGCCAGGUUCUGAAGCAGAGGUGGAAGGUGGUGAAAAACCCCCUGGGCUUCAAGCCCUUCUCAUGGCUUCGUUGCUGCUCGGCCAGAAUCCGGCUGCCAUGCUGCCACUACCAGCGCUCAACCUGGAGCUUCCUACACUGCAGCAGGUCUUUGCGGACGGAGUGUCCCUGGAGAAGAGCCCCGCUCUGCUGGAUUCGGUCCUGAUGGGGCCAGGGCUCCUGGAGGCUCUACAGACUCUAGCGCCCGGCGCAGACGGCCAGUCUCUGCUUCUUUCCACCCAUUUCACUCCACCCCCUCAUGCCUUUCUUUCGCUCAACCCUGCUCUGCUGACCGCAGCUCUCGCCCAGACCGAACCCCUACCCAACCACCCUCCGUCCCCCCCGCCUCAUUCUCAGGGGACUCUGUCCAGCCCAGCUCUAGUUUCUACCUCGGUGUCCUGCGGCCCUCUGGUGUCCAGCACAGAAGUGUGUGACCCCCUGGCCGAGCAGGACAAGAACAACACCCAGACACCUCACUUCCUGCCACCUCUGCUCGCACCCGGGGUUCUCGGUCACCUCACCGCUCUGGGGAACAUCAGCGGUCUUCACGGUUUAUUAGGAGGCGGACCCCUUCUUCUGCCGCAGGGCUCGCUAACACAGAACCAGACAGCGCUCAACCCGCUCACCUGCCUGCAGCUGACGAUGGCGCCGGGGCUCAUGGGAGAGAAGCCCGUGGCUCUUCACGAGACGCCUUCGUCACAAGAUCAGCUUCCCUCGGCUUCGAUAUCCCAGGAUUCCCUGCUCAACCCCGUCCAGCAGAGAGAGACGUCCCCGGGCUCCGGUCCAGGGCUGUUUGACCCAUACGGCUCCUUCAUGGACACCAUCUACACCUCCUUCCUGCAGGUGAACGAGCGUGAUUCGUACCCGGAGCUGCCUCCGCCCCUCAGCCCUCGCCGCGCCUGCUCCGUCCAUAACCCAGACCUGACCCGCCUCGGCCUGGACACGGCCCAGUCCCAGUCUCCGGCCCGAGGGACGCCCAAACCCAGCGAGGACCCGUCACCACCGCCGCCCUGCGACGCUCCGCUGGAGGAGGCCAAGACCGACGGCUCGGCCACAGUCUACAGCAACGGGAUCGUCUCCGGAGCGGAGGGGCGAGGAGGAGAGGAGGAGGAGGAUGGGCGAAGGCCACAGGGAUAUUUGAGUCCGGGUGAGCGGCUCAGAGAGGGAGUCGACGACAUCAGAGACGCAGAGCAAGUCCAGGCUGAAGACGUGCACACAGGAGCCAGAAGGGGGCGCAAGAGGAAGCAGUCGCUGCAGAGAGGAGCGGACCUGCUGGGCGGCAUCGACGAGCCGAUGAUGGUGUUGUCCAGAGCCCCGCGGUCCGUCAGAGGGAAGAGACGCCGCGUCGUCCGAUAGAUCCGACUGUACUUUCCCGCCAAAACACCAGCACUGUUGCCACAGCAACACCCUCUGAGCCGCACUGUGAGGAAUCUCCGUGAUUCGCUCCUCCUCCGUCCGUCUGUUACUACGACUGCCACAGAUGUUACAUCGUUACAUGUUCAGACCGUUACCAGGCAACCAAUGACAACAACUGAUCAAUUGUUGUGUCAGUUUAGGAAUAGUUUGUUGUUUGUUUAUUCAGUCACUUUUUGCUUAUGUUUCAUGAUUGAGGUCAGCUCUGAUUAAAAGGAUAGAUGAGUGUGUGUCUUCAUCAGGUUUGGAGAAAUGUAGCACUGCAUCAGUGUCUCAUCAAUGGAUGCUCUGCAGUGAAUGGGUGCCGUCAGAAUGAGAGUCCAAACAACUUAUUAAUUACAACUUAUUAAUUUAAAGUUAAAUUGUGUCCCUGCAGCACAGAAGCAGUCAUCAGUGUCACAGACGUAUAUUUGUAGAAAUAGACAAUAUCCUAAUGAUUUUUGGCAUAAAAGAGAAAUAUAUAAUUUUGACCUAUUAAAUGUAUUAAGUAAAGAUCAUGUUCGGUGAAUAUAUUAUACGUUUUCUACCGUAAAUAUAUCAAAAAGUAAUUUUUGAUUAGUAAUAUUCAUUGCUAAGAACUUCCAUCUGAACAACUUUAAAGAUGAUUUUCUCAAUAUUUAGAUUUUUUUGCUCCCUCAGAUUCCAGAUUUUCAAAUAGUUGUAUCUCAAACAAAUAUUGUCCUCCGAACAAACCACACAUCAAUUGAGAGAUCAUUUAUUCAGCUUCAGGUGAUGCAUUCAUCUCAAUUUCUAAAUCUCAAUUUUGGGCUCCAGGGUCACAUUUGUGCUUUGUGUUAACUGAUAAACUGGUGUGCUGUGGAUUAAUGUGAUGUUGUUAUCAACUGUUUGGACUCUCAUUCUGACGGCACCCAUUCACUGCAAGUGAUGGAAUCAUAUUUUUUUUGGGUGAACUGUUCCUUUUAAGAUUUCACUCCCAUCAGUCUUGAGCUGCAGGUUUGUGUCCAAAAAUCCCUAAGACACUGAAGCGGUCUCGUUCUCAGACCAAACGACUGAUGUUAUCCUUUAAAAACCCAUAAUGCACCUCAUGAACCGUUUUCAGCUCUAGAUUCAUUCAGUAGUUUUGUCAGUAAUGCCGCCCUGCAGUAACUCUUGAGUUUUACACGCCUCAAAACGAGACCAAAUCUUACUCUGUACUCAAUGUUUUGUUUUUGCAGGGCCGUAUGUGUUGUUUUCUUGUUUCCUGUGUGUGUGUGUGUGUGUGUGUGUUCCAGGAGUGUGUCUAGGUUUUAGGGGCUUUAGUCGUGGAUCUGCACAGAGCUCAUCAACACAGGCACAAGAAUAUUACUGAAUAUUUAAAAUAAUGAUUUAAUAAUGAGGCUGAUUAUGCAAUUUUACUAUUGAAUUUAUGUAUAUAUGUACAGUUUUAGUAUUUUAUUUUGUACACCUUUUUUUAGGAGAAACUGAUAAAUUUGUAAAAUAUUUCUCCUGCAGAGAAACCUUUCCUUUCUCAUAUUCAUGUUUGAUUUGUAAAGAAAAUACUUUGAGAAUUGUGAACAAGUAGCAUUGCCUUUUUUACUGGGAGUUGUUUUUUUUUAAUCAUUAUUAUUUAACAAAUUAAAACCAUUUUAAA
Molecule: messenger RNA, 6340 nt
Organism: Carassius gibelio (silver crucian carp)
Lineage: Eukaryota; Metazoa; Chordata; Actinopteri; Cypriniformes; Cyprinidae
Product: methyl-CpG-binding domain protein 6
Exons: 14
Coding region: 700-4692 (1330 amino acids)
Cellular component (GO): nucleus; chromocenter
Molecular function (GO): chromatin binding; DNA binding
Source: RefSeq, a predicted model, not a curated record